AAUUUGGAGAGCGACUCAGCCUCACAUUCCUGUUCCCGGUUGUAACAGCUGCUGGAGCACCAAAUGCGUUAGCCCGGCCAAAUAACGUCAACAUGGAUGCUAUGUGUGCAGCGCCGGAUAUGGAGAAAAAAAGAUCAGGAAAUCUGAAAAGGCCCCUCAGCACAGCUGAACGGUUUCCCUGCACCGCCCCAUCCAUAAAUAUGGACCAACACUGUGAAUUGUUGGACUUCUUACCAAAGGAUUAUCAGUACCAUGUAUGUAGGUACAAAGCUGUGAGCCAGUCCGGCGGUGACCGAAUCAGUUUUGAGGCAACGGUACGGAUGCCCCUUAAAUCGAAGGAGGAGAUCCUGGUGUGGCUGAAGUCCAUGGCAGUCACAUGGAGAGUGGCCCACACCAGGCCCACGAAAGGCCACAGGAUCAUCUUCAAAGCAGACUACCGGUGCCAGCAUAACACCAAGCCCAGGAAAACAAUAAAGGCUGGCAGGGUGUCCAAAAAUACAGAUUGCCCUGCUAAACUUAAAGUUACCCUUGUGCGCACUGAGCUUUCCCAUGGGCAACAGAGCAGAAACACUGAUCCUCACAUACCAGAGUACCCAACACUGGUGGAUAUCAGCAAUAUUCACAAUCACAACAUACAUAUGGCUGAUGCUGUUCAUCACUGGGAUGUGGACACUGAGACUGCGGAGAAGAAGCUCACAGCACCAGAGGCCAUUUUAGACAGUAAGGAGUGGCACUCCAUGAUCAAGGAGUUUUCGGCCAUGGGGCAGAGCAGUGAAGGGUUUCAACGAGCAGCAUCAGCCAUGAUGCACACCUUCCAUAGGCUAAAGGAGAACCCCUCCAUGCUGCAGUCGGCGAUGCACAUGUUUGGUCACUAUGGUUCCAAGAGCCUGGCAUCGCAGCAAGCACGAGCUCUCCGGCGGGCCGCUAACUGUUCUGGGACAAGUAUAGCCGCACAGCCCACUUCUGUUGCCCGCCGAAAGGUCAAGCGUGGGGGUAGACAACGAAUCACUGCUGGGAGGCCAAAGAAAAUUGUUGCAACCACGGACCAUCGCUACAGCUACCAAAGAGUGAAGUCUGGCACUCACAGCUUGUCCCAAGCAGUAGAGGUGCGUUGCAGCAAUCCAAAGUAAUUAACUCUCCACCACCGUGCCCCUCACCUUCCCAUUUUCCUCCCUCCAAAGAGGCUAGAGGCUCUCACACUGUGCACCUCACAUUCCCUGUUUUCCAUAGUUGUUUUUGUAUAUUUGAUUGUAUAUAGUUCCUUUCACAAAACCUAUACACAUCGACAGUGUUGCUGCCUACAAUUGUUCAUACAAAUCUGUUGUUAAUGUCCACUUACAAACCUAUACAAAGUGAGUGUGGUUGUACUGUUUAUCUCAACUGACGACACGUUUUUAUAGACUUGCUUUUUCAAAUAUUUUUUAAUUUUCACAACUAUUUGUUUUUUGAUAUAUAAGUUGUAUCCAACUUGUUAGCUAUUUUUAUUUUUUACUGUUUUCUUUUUGUUUUUUGCAUAUAUAUAUGCACGUUGUCUAUAUGCAUUUGAUUUACUGUAUUUUUGUUAUUUUUAUACAUUGUUAUGCAUUGAAAAAGCCUUGAUUUACAAUGAAUUGACCAGUGUUUUGUUAAGUUAAAUACCAUUACCCACCGAGUGCUAUUUGCUUAAUACCAUUAGCUAUUUCUUGAUUAUCUUAACAAUAAAAUUUCAUCGUCAGCCUCAUUCUGGCUUUAAUUUCUAUUACGGAAUUAGUGUUAAACUUUAAUGAAAAGAUUAAUUUAAAAUAAAAACUUUUCGUGGGCCACUCUUAUCAACGAUAAGGUUAUCUACUACACACAUAAAGCAUUUGGUUGCUGCACACACAGGAUCAAAGUGGAUACACGUUUUAAAAACUCUUCAUACAUACCUUCUAACAUACUGAAAAUGUAGAAGGGGACCAACUUGGCACAG
Messenger RNA from Xiphias gladius (swordfish), 1948 nucleotides. RefSeq lists its product as uncharacterized. The record is from RefSeq and is a predicted model, not a curated record. The coding region runs from base 93 to 1130 and encodes 345 amino acids. NCBI's taxonomy places the organism in Eukaryota, Metazoa, Chordata, Actinopteri, Istiophoriformes, Xiphiidae. The transcript is spliced from 7 exons.